AUGAUUAGCAGUACAAACCCAAUGUUGCUUGUCAAACAUCUCAUUUAUUUCCUCUGCUUACAUUUGGUGAUUGCAUCUUCUCAAAUUAAUCUUUAUUUUACCGAUAGGAUAAAUGAAAAUACCAAUGAUAUAGUCCUACAACAUGAUUGCCUUUAUUUUGAUCUAAGCGAAGAUCAAUGGUCUGGUGAAAUCAUACCUUAUUGUAUGAGUGAAUCGGCAUCGAAGUGGUCUAUUGUAAACAGCAAUUUUCAUGCACUCUUAACUUUUGCUGAACUCAGCCGACGAAAUAUUACAAGUGAACAAUUACAUCAAUGGUCAGCACCGAUAGAUACCAGUGAACGUUAUCACCUGUAUCUGAAUCUUCUUUCAAAUGGGAAUGUAUUAUCAGAGAUGGGAACAGAAAUAUUUUACAAUUGUACAUCACCAGCAUUUGGUCCACAGUGCCAGUAUCAACUGGAUUUUUAUGAUCCUAAUUCGACAUUAAAUGAAUUUAUUCGUAUUCACUAUCGUCAGCACGCUUAUGCAUCAGAACCAUUAACAUGUUAUACUCAUUUACAAUGUAAUCGUGGUUCAACACCAAUAUGUCUUGAUUGGAGCGAAAUAUAUGAUGGAAAAGUCGAUUGUACUGAUGGAGUUGAUGAAAAAGAUUGUUGGCCACUCAUAAGUAAUAAAUGCAAAGAUGGUGAAUAUCGAUGUGAUAAUGGUCAAUGUAUACAUCCAAGAUUUGUUAAUAUUGGUGUCAGUUUCGAAUGUCUUGAUCGAUCUGAUCAAUAUACCUCUUUAUCACCGAAUUCAUUUUAUAAUGAAUAUCGUACACCAGUAUUCACAAACGAAGAUAUCAUAUGUUCAUGGCGUGAACGUUCUAUGAACAAAUUUAUCCAUCCUUUUACAAGUUCAUGUAGAUCUCAACGUAAUGAAAGAAUCAAACAAGCAAUGUUUUUCGAUGUAUUCGAUCCAACCAUAAGUCAGGAUUGUUUUUUGGCAUUCAAAUGUCAUUCUAAAAUUCCAACAGAUAACAAUCCAGUAUGCUGGAAUUUCUGUCAAAAUGAAAAGUGUAUCGAAAUGAUAAAAAGUACUUGUCCAGAGAUGUUCUAUUAUCCAACAGUUCCAAUCGCCUUUGGUCAUAUCUACUUUGCUUAUACAAUCAAAUACGCUACGGAUUGGAAAGAUGUGGGACAAAUUCCACCCGAAUAUAUAUGUUAUAAUGAACAGCUAUGUGGUGGAUUCUAUUCGAACGUAACCUUAUUGUCCUUCAGGGGAACUGCAUGUCGUCGUUCGGAAGAUUUUCCAAUAUCGGUUGAUUUCAAUGGAAUAGAUUGGCAUUCCAGUUAUAUCCAGCUAGUAUACUCACAACUUGGACAUUGCAAUCGAAUGUUGCCUAAUAGCUCAGUUUGUGACAGUUUCACUAUGUAUCAAUGUAAAAAUUCAUCGAGAUGUAUUCCAAAAUCUUAUGUUGAUGAUGGUAUUCGAGAUUGUGAUUAUGAAGAUGAUGAAGAACAAAGUACGAUUGAUGAACAUUGUUUGACAGAUGAAACCAACAUGUUUUUCAAAUGUCAAACAGACAACAAAUGUAUUCGCCGAAAUCAAGUUGAAAAUCGCAUUUGUGAUUGUAAAGCGGAUGAAUAUGGUAUGUGCGAUGAUGAAGAUCUAAAAUUACAUCAAAACAGACGACAAAUUACGUUUUCAACGAUUUGUGACGGUUUGGUCGAUCUUUUACCGAUUGUGAUUAAUGGACAAAAUCAGACGGAUGAAACUGAUUGUGAACAAUGGCCAUGCAAUAAUACAUAUACACGAUGUGAUAAUUUUUGGAAUUGUCUGAAUGGAGCUGAUGAAGUUGAUUGUGAUCCAACAUCCUUAAUCAAAUGUCCACUUUAUUAUCAUAUAUGUAUUUCAUCGAAUACAUAUCAAUUAAUAUGUUUGCCUAUUGAAAGAGCCAAUGAUAGUAUUAUUAAUUGUUUAGGUGGUAUCGAUGAACCAGCAUUAUGUCCAGUAACGAAUCGUCUUAAGGAACCAAGAAAGUUUUAUUGCAAAAAUGGUGACUCUGGUACGUGUUUAUCGCUGCAGUAUGUUUGUGAUGGGAUUAAACAUUGUGAAAAUAGUGAUGACGAACAGUUUUGUAACUCAACUAUGAAUGAUUUCUUUCGAGAACGUCCAAAUAAUUUAAAGGCUAAAAAAGUUUCAGACUCAAAUUUCUAUGACACUGUUAAAUCAGAAUCAACAGAUACUCAAUUAAAGAAAUCAAAAUCAAAGGAAAUGAUACCACAUUUAGCGAUGACCAGCGAAAAUGAACAUGAUUGUCACCGUGGCCUUCCUUUACAAGUUUUGUUAGAUAGCCAUAAGAAUUUAACAACAAAAACAUGUCUUUGUCCACCAAGUUAUUAUGGUGAUCGUUGUCAAUAUCAAAAUCAACGUGUUAGUCUCACCAUGGAAAUCAAUGCACCUUCAAAUUCUCGACAAACAUUAUUUGUACUUGUCAUUUCAUUAAUCGAUGAUAGUGAAGAAAAAAUUAUUCAUUCAUAUAAACAACUGUCUUAUUUACCUAUGCGAGAUGAAUAUGUUAAAUUUAAUGUCUAUUUACUUUAUUCUACUCGACCAAAAAGUUCUGCAAAACAAUAUGCAGUACAUAUUGACAUUUAUGAAAUGUCUACGUUAAAUUAUCGUGGAAGUCAGCUGAUAUUACUGAAAUUUCCAUUCUUACCUGUCGAACGUAUUGCUGUUCAACUUAAUAUUCCACAUGCAAAUAAUAUUGUCCAAACUUGUACUAAUCAACAAUGCAUUCAUGGUGAAUGUAUUCGAUAUUUAAAUGAUCCGGAAAACGUCAGUUUUUGCCAAUGUAAAUUAGGUUGGACGGGACGAUACUGCACUAUUCCUCAAAUAUGCACUUGUUCAUCUGAUUCGUUAUGUGUUGGUAUUGCAGCAAAUAAUCGAUCGAUAUGUGUAUGUCCUAUUAACAAUUAUUGGUCACAACCAUUUCAUAUUGCUUUUGUCGAACUUUCGACAUUCCAAUACUACUUGGUUGCUAAUGAAAAAGUAGACUAUUCAUCUGUUAUUGUUCGAAACAUUAAUCCAUCCGAUCGUUGUCGAUCUAUAAAUGAAAUAUUUAUUGAAAGCAUAAUGCGAAUGCAUCUCAUUCAACGCAUUAAAUAUUAUCAUUUACCAUGUCGAAAUCGUUCAUCAAAUUUAUCUUGCUUUUAUGAUGAAAUUCACAUGUGUUUAUGCCAGGAUUUUGGUGAUCAACGUUUAGCUAACUGCUUCCUAUUUAAUCAUCAUAUCAAGCUUGAUGAUUUAACUUUGCCUCACAACCAAUUCGAACGUGAAUGUUCGGAAGAUUAUUCAUUUAAUUCAUCGAUUUUAUCAACGUCAUCUAUCCCAUCAAGUACACCAUUAGAUAGUGGCAUGUCAUCUAUUUACGCUUGCGAAUAUUUUCUAUAUUUAUUCAUCUUGCUACUUUGUUUACAUAUUCUUUACACACAAUGA
Messenger RNA from Rotaria sp. Silwood2, 3477 nucleotides. The record is from the annotation of a GenBank genome assembly. Lineage: Eukaryota; Metazoa; Rotifera; Eurotatoria; Philodinida; Philodinidae.